Ostreobium quekettii is the source of this 837-nucleotide messenger RNA. NCBI's taxonomy places the organism in Eukaryota, Viridiplantae, Chlorophyta, Ulvophyceae, Bryopsidales, Ostreobiaceae. The record is from the annotation of a GenBank genome assembly.
AUGGCGGCCAACCUCGCGCGCGCCGGCUUCUCCGUGGCCGGCUGGAACCGAACGCCGGGGCGGCCGGGCGCCCAUGUCGCAGCGGAUGCCGGCGUGUCGGUGGUCGACUCCGCGGAGGCCGCAGUCAGGGGCGCCGGCAUCGUGUUCACGUGCCUGGGCGACGAAAAAGAUGUCGAGCAGCUGCUGGCGGGGCCGAACGGCUUGUGCCAACUCGCGGCCGAGGGGACGCUGUUCUGCGACACGAGCACGAUCGGGCGGGAGGCCGCGCGGCGCGUGGGCGCGGAGCUGAAGGGGCGGGGGAUGCGGUUCGUGGACGCGCCCGUGUCCGGUGGCGACGUGGGCGCGAGGUCUGGGACGCUGACGAUCAUGGCGGGCGGGGAGCGGGAGGACUACGAGGAGUGCCUGCCGUGCUUCGAGGCGAUGGGGAGGGCGGUGCACUUGUGCGGGCCGCUGGGAUCCGGGCAGGCGGUGAAGAUGUGCAAUCAGGUGCUGUUUGCUGGGCAUAUGGUGGCCCUGUGUGAAGCCAUGCGACUUGCAGAGAAGCAGGGACUCGACCAGCAGUUGAUAGUUGACGUCUGCAGCUCAGGGGCUGCUGGUUCAUGGGUCCUGUCCAACCUGGGCAUGAAGGUGGCAUCAGCAGACUAUGCACCGGGAUUCAUGAUCAAGCAUAUGGCCAAAGACUUAAGGCUCAUUGCCGAGACAGCAGCCUCUGUGGGCGAGGAGCUGCCAAACACUACACUUGCCUGGCAGAAAUUCCAACAAGUGGGAGAGAUGGACAGCGGCAAGGGUGGCGAGCUGGGAACUCAGGGUGUUGCCCUUUCCUAUGAGAAGCAAUGA